Messenger RNA from Arabidopsis arenosa, 3012 nucleotides. The record is from the annotation of a GenBank genome assembly. NCBI's taxonomy places the organism in Eukaryota, Viridiplantae, Streptophyta, Magnoliopsida, Brassicales, Brassicaceae.
GACGGUCUGUGACAAGAAGCAAAUAUUAACGCGAAAAAUAAACAUUUAUCCAAAAUUAAGCAGCAAACCAAGGAGAACGGAAAAAAUACUUAGAGAGGCAAAAGUCCGAAUCCAGUUUGGCAUUUAUACUUCCCGGCGGCAAAAAAUCCAAAAGGGUUUGCUUCUUCGUGCUCUGCUUCAGUUUCAAUUGUGGAUUUUUGGGUUUGUGAAUUUGGGAGUGAUGAGUGGUGUUCCAAAGAGAUCUCACGAAGAGGGUGUUACUCAUCCAUCUUCUUCUUCUUCAGCAGCAAAAUACCCUCACGAGGAUUCUGGAUCUUACCCUAAAUCGCCGCAUCAGCCUGUUACGCCACCACCGGCUCAGGUUCAUCAUCACCAUCAACAACAACCCCAUCAGCAUCCCCAAUCUCAAUCUCAACCUCAACCUCAACCUCAACCCCAACCUCACCUCCACACGCUUCCUCAUCCCCAUUCUCAUUCUCACUCUCAUUCACCACUUGCUGCUGCUGCUGCUGCUUCUUCUGCUCCUUAUGAGGUUGAAUCUAGAACGGUGGUUAAGGUUGCCAGAAGUGAGCCUAGAGAUGGAGAGAGACGCUCUCCUCUGCCUCUUGUCUAUCGGUCUCCGUCCCUGCCCACUACUGUUUCUUCUAAUGAUCCUCAUUUGACUCACGCCCCUGUGCCCAUGGAACCGAGAGAUGGUACUAAGGAUGGUAGGGAAAUUAGGGUUGAGAACAGAGAAAAUAGGGGUGAUGGAAGAGAGAUUUAUGGUGAGACAAAGAGAGAGAUUCAGGGUCCUAAGAGUGACAGAGAUGUGAAGUUUGAUAGAUCAGUAGACGACUUUAGCGGAAAAGGUAAUACUGGAAGCUAUACUAGGAAUGAUGGGAGAGAGAUGUAUGGCGAGACUAAGAGGGAGAUUCAGGGUCCUAAGAGUGACAGGGAUGCCAAGUUUGAGCGUCCAGGGGAUGAUUUUAGCGGAAAAAGUAAUACCGGUAGCUAUACUAGGGAUACCAAAUUUGAUAGGGAGAAUCAGAAUUAUAAUGAACAAAAGGCGGAGAUUAAGAUGGAAAAGGACGGGCAUGCUCACUUGGCUUGGAAAGAGCAGAAGGAUUACCAUAGAGGCAAGAGAGUUGCUGAAGGUUCGACUGCAAAUGUGGAUCCGUGGGUUGUAUCCCGCGGUAAUCCGCAAGGCCCAACUGAGGUUGGGCCUAAAGAUCUCUCCGCGCCAGUGGAGGGGCCCCAGUUAGAAGGACGUGAAACCGUCGGAGAAAACAAGGUUGAUGCAAAAAACGAAGAUAGAUUUAAGGACAAAGAUAAGAAAAGAAAAGAGUUAAAGCAUCGAGAAUGGGGGGACCGAGAUAAGGAUAGAAAUGACCGUCGAGGAUCCGUGCUUAUUGGUAGUGUCAUGAGUGAACCCAAAGAGAUUGGAAGAGAAGAAAGAGAAUCCGAUAGGUGGGAACGGGAGAGGAUGGAGCAGAAAGAUCGAGAAAGGAAUAAAGAGAAAGAUAAAGAUCAUAUCAAAAGAGAGCCAAGGACUGGUGCUGAGAAAGAGAUCUCACAGAAUGAGAAAGAGUUGGGAGAAGCAUCUGCCAAACCAUCAGAGCAGGAAUAUGUGGCACCAGAGCAGAAGAAGCAGAACGAACCGGAUAAUUGGGAAAAAGAAGAAAGAGAAUCAAAGGAAAAAAGGAGAGAGAGGGAUGGUGAUUCAGAGGCAGAAAGAGCUGAAAAGCGCAGCAGAAUCAGUGAAAAAGAAUCUGAAGAUGGGUGUUUGGAGGGUGAAGGAGGUACUGAGAGGGAAAAGGAUGCCUUCAAUUAUGGAGUUCAGCAGCGGAAGAGAGCGCUGAGACCGAGAGGCAGCCCACAAACCACAAACCGCGACCAUGUCCUCUCACGGAGUCAGGACAACGAUGGAGUACAAGGCAAGUCAGAGGUGUCGAUUGUUGUUUACAAAGUUGGCGAAUGUAUGCAAGAACUGAUUAAAUUGUGGAAAGAAUAUGAUUUGUCUCAUCCUGAUAAAAGCGGUGAUUUUGCAAAUAAUGGCCCCACUCUUGAAGUUAGGAUUCCAGCUGAGCAUGUUACUGCUACAAAUCGCCAAGUAAGAGGUGGCCAGCUAUGGGGAACAGAUAUAUACACAGACGAUUCCGAUCUUGUUGCUGUUCUCAUGCAUACAGGUUACUGUCGUCCCACAGCUUCUCCUCCUCCACCGACAAUGCAAGAGCUGCGCACUACUAUUAGAGUCUUGCCGUCACAAGAUUACUACACCUCCAAGCUAAGGAACAAUGUCCGUUCUCGAGCAUGGGGAGCUGGAAUCGGAUGCAGUUACAGAGUUGAGCGGUGCUAUAUACUGAAGAAAGGAGGUGGGACUAUUGAACUGGAACCUUCUCUUACACACUCCUCAACUGUGGAGCCAACACUUGCACCAAUGGCUGUUGAAAGAUCUAUGACCACCAGGGCUGCAGCUUCGAAUGCUCUGCGGCAGCAACGGUUUGUACGAGAAGUCACAAUACAAUACAAUCUCUGCAAUGAACCUUGGAUCAAAUAUAGCAUAAGCAUUGUUGCUGAUAAAGGUCUCAAGAAGCCUCUUUUCACCUCUGCCCGCUUGAAGAAAGGAGAAGUUUUGUACUUAGAAACUCAUUCAUGCAGGUAUGAGCUCUGUUUCGCUGGAGAGAAAACCAUCAAAGCAAUCCAAGCGUCUCAACAACAAUCAUCACAUGAAGCUAUGGAGACAGAUAAUAAUAAUAAGUCACAGAACCAUCUGACAAACGGUGACAAAACAGAUUCAGACAACAGUUUAAUCGAUGUUUUCCGUUGGUCACGCUGUAAGAAACCUCUCCCGCAGAAGCUUAUGCGGUCUAUCGGGUUUCCACUCCCAGCAGAACAUAUCGAGGUGUUGGAGGAGAAUCUUGAUUGGGAAGAUGUACAGUGGUCACAAACUGGUGUUUGGAUUGCUGGAAAAGAGUACACACUUGCUCGUGUUCAUUUUCUCUCGCCCAACUAAAAAAAACCUUUCAUGCUUUG